Messenger RNA from Lagopus muta (rock ptarmigan), 5605 nucleotides. RefSeq names its product PHD finger protein 7-like. Lineage: Eukaryota; Metazoa; Chordata; Aves; Galliformes; Phasianidae. Gene Ontology annotation, cellular component: nucleus. The record is from RefSeq and is a predicted model, not a curated record.
UUCAUCCCGCUGUGGAUGGACUCAACGACCUUCCUGUGCAGCUCAUUCCAGUGCUUAACCACCCCUUCUGCAAAGAAGUUCUCCUGAUAUCCAACCUAAACUUACCCUGGUGCAGCUUAAGAUUAUUCCCCCUCGUCCUGUCACCAGUGAGAAGAGACCAACCCCACUCUCGCUUGGCCACCUUCAGUUCAUGUUGGGCUUUCGUCUUUCCAAGUUUCUCCCUGCAUGAUCCUGACCACUUCUGUGUGCUCCCCCUGAGUCGCCUGUCCCUUCUUCUACAGGAAGCAAACUCUUCUUCUCUCCCGGAGCCUCAGCAAAAGUUCCCUGCUCUUCUCUCCAGCUCAUUUUACAGCACAGGGGAACAGCCUGCUCCUAGGCCUCUGAGACUGGGAAUACAGGAAAAUCUGUUCAGAGCAGCAGCUGUGGAGCAAGAUAAACAGCAUGAGAACCAAGGACACCUCUAGAAGAAGAAAGAACGGCUCACGGCUCUGAAUGGAUAAGCGCCUGCAUGAACGGUUGAAGAGUGCUUUGUAGAAUGCUCUGCUGGCAUGUAAAGCUGGAUGGGAAAUUGUAGGGUGGACGGGCAAGCUAGAAAAGAAAAUUUGUGAAGGUAUGCAAGUGAUGUGGGAACUUGUCGAUUUGGAUCGUUCAUAUCUGAGUCCGUGAAUCAGAUGCUGCAUAAGACUUCCUUCUUGAGGAGCAACCAGCCUUCCUGGACCCCCUUGCUCUUCAGGGCUGUAUCCCAAGGGACCCUCCCGACCGGUGUCCUGAACAAUUGAGAGCCUGACCCCCGCUCCUGGCUCCACCAAGAAUACCGAACUCUACCAUCUCGUGCUCACUCUGCCCUCGACAGCUCCCGACCUCCACAUCUCACACCAGUCCUCCUCUGCUUGUGAACAGCAGCUGCAGUGGGGCACCUCCCUGGUGGGCUCUCUUACCAGCUGCGCCAGGAGGCACACAUCUUCCACACACUCUAGAAACCUCCAGGACUGCUGCUUCUGCACUGUACUGUAUCUCCGGCAUAUAUCAGGGAAGUGGAAGUCCGCCAUGAGAACAGGGGCUGGCGAUUGCACGAUUUCUGCCAGCUGCUCCUAGAGCACCUCACCUGUUUCUUCUGGUCUGGAGGAAACCCCCACCAGGACGGCGGCAGUGUCGGCCCUCCCCCUGAUCUUUACCCACAGCCUGAUCAUUCCCAGCCCCAAGCUCAACAACACUGAAACACUAACAUAGAGAGCCAUGCCACCAUCCCUACUUCGUUGCCGAUCCAUUCCAAAGAGCUUAUAGCCCUCCACUGUAGCAGUACACAAGUGGGAGUGAUGGCAACUAAGUCAUAGUUUGCCUGCUGCACAACGGCUUCCGGCUCAUCCUGCUUCUAGCAGACGCUGUGUGCGCUGAUGCGGAUGCACUUCAGUUAAGACAUUGUCACCCCAACUCCAGCAUUCUUCCCUUUCAGACCUAAUGUAAAGCAAGCAUAAAGUACUCUCAGCAUCAGUGAUGACAUGCCUAGAGUACACUGUUGAGUUCAGGGCCCCUGACUACAAGAAAAACAUGGAGGUCCCGCAGUGUGCACGUGGAGGGGCAACGGGGCAGGAAAGGGUCUGGAACACAAGUCUCAAGAGGAGCGGCAGAACGAACUGGGGUUGUGCAGUCUAGAGGAGGCUCAGGGGGGGCCUCACCACGCCGUAUAACUCCCUGAAAGGAGGUUGUAGGGGGUAAGUUUAGGUUGGAUAUCAGGAAAACUUUGCAGAAAGGGUGGUUAAGCACUGGAAUGAGCUGCACAGGAAGGUGGUUGAGUCACCAUCACCACCACGUGUUUAAAAACCAUUUGGAUGUGGUGCUCGGGGACACGAUGUAGUGGAGGGUUGUUAGAGUUAGGGUAGCACGGUCAGGUUGCUGUUGGACUGGGUGAUCUUACAGAUCUUUUCCAGCCCGAGCGAUGCUAUGAUACUCUGAUUCCAUGAGGGGAUUGAGUGCACUCUCAGUAAGUUUGCAGGUGACACCAAGUUGGCAGGAGGUGGCGAUCUGCUCGGGGGUAGGAAGGCCCUUCAGAGGGAUGUGGACAGGCUGAUCGCUGGGCUGAGGCCAACGGGGUGAAGCUCCGGUGAGGCCACACCUCGAGUGCUGCGUUCAGUUUUGGGCCCCUCACUACAGGAAAGACGUGGAGACCCUGCAGCGUGUCCAGAGAAGGGCAACAAAGCAGGUGAGGGCUCUGGAGCGCAGGCCUUACGAGAAGCAGCUGAGGGAACUGAGAUUGCUUAGCCUGGAGGAGGCUCGGGGGAGACCUUGCCUGGUGCUCAGCUACCUGCUGGGUUAAACCACGUGUCUGCACACUGCACUCCCACAGCCACUUCAGGCUUCGAGAGCCAAAGUCAAAACAAGCCAUCUACUUAGGCCCUCAAAGCUGCAUUUGUGCCUCGAAAGAAUGGGAUGGGACCGAUAAAGGAGGUUUAGUGCCCUGAAGUAAGGCUCUGGGUCCUUCCAAGGUGGGCUGGAGCCCCCACAACGGCAGUUCGCACAGUGACAGGCAGCUUUUGCUCCUCAGCAGAGGCUCUGCACAUUCCAAAGUAGAAAUCUGACCUGCAGAGCAGACACUGCGGCUUUUCAGCAUGAGGAUUUGAACCCUGGGAAGGAGCGCUGGAUGCUGCCCAGAUGGCUGAGACCAUCCAUGGAGGCCUCGGGCCCCCAGCCUCGAUCCAUGCCACCAAAAAGGACGGCUCGCUCAGCACGCACGAGGCGGCGAGCCCUGCGCAGAGAUUAACAGGAGAGGUCGGAUUCUACACAGUAGAGGUUUUGAUCCCAUACCACAGUUUAGGAAACUUAAAUGAAGCAUUUGCACAAACAAAGGAGCACGGAACGGCCAUUGUGACACGCGGGGUGCGGAACAGAACCAAGGCUGCGGGGCUCAGGCCGAGCUCAGUGCGACCUGGUGAGGUUGUCACGCGGAGGACGAAGCCCAGCACUGAUGGGACAGAGACUCUGCAAGUGGUUUCAGUCAACUGCGGAGACGCAGGAGGCCGCCGGCUCGAGUGAGCCAGCAUGCGUGCUCUGCGGCCGAGUGGAUCAGCACUCGAGCAUCCUUGGGGAAAUGGAAGAGCACCGUGGAUUCUAUUUCCAUAAGUAUUGUGUGAUAUUUACCAAUGAUCUUUGUGAAAGUGUGGAAGACCGCACUGGCCUAUAUUUUUGGAUUAAAGACCUGAUACUCAAAUUGAGACAGGCAGAACAGACGCUCUGCUUUGUUUGUGGCCAGCGCGGGGCCACCAUCACCUGCGCAGAGCCGGGCUGCGACCGCAGCUUCCAUCUCCCCUGCGCUUCCAAGGGUGAAUGCGUCACCCAGUACUUUGGAGAGUACAGGUCCUUCUGCAUGGAGCAUUGCCCACAGCAGACAGCGGAAGCAGCACCGGCGCAGGACACGACCUGCAUCAUCUGCAUGGACCCCGUGGGGGACAGCGUGUCCUACAGCACCAUGGUGUGCCCAGCCUGCCGACACGCCUGGUUCCACCGGGCUUGCAUCCAGGUAGGAGCCCUCCCUCACCCCAUGAGCACGGCAGGUGAUCAGCAGCACCAGGCCUGGCUCACACUCACCCUUCUGUUUCUGCUGCAGGAACAGGCCUUGAGUGCCGGGUUUCCUUGCUUCCAAUGCCCCGUCUGCAGAGACAGAUACACGUUUAUUAUGGACAUGCGCCUUAUGGGGAUCCGAAUCCCAUUCAGACAACCAACAUGGGAAGACAACGAUGCCUACGCAUCACUACUGGAGAGGCACGGGAGCUGCGAUGCCAGCGUCUGCCUUUGCCCACAUGGCAGGGAGCAGGCAGAGGAAGAGGGGCCCUGGCAGCUGCUCCUCUGCAGCUCCUGUGCCGCACAAGGCACUCACCAGUGCUGCUCCAACUUGAGUCACAGCACAACCAGCUGGGAGUGCAACGCCUGUGCUGGAGAGGGCACCGCCUCCAGCACCAACUCAGGCCUUCCUGGCUGCCACACCACCAGCCAGGCACCAUCAGGGCCAGAUAACUCUUCCCCUGGGCCUGAGAGCAGCGGCCUGUCCAGCCAGCGCAGGUCAGACCGGAGGAGAAUCCGCCCGCGUGCACAGCAGGAUGAAGAUGAGCCGCGACGACACCGUGGGAGCAGCCGUAAUGCUGCCCCGACUGUUGGGAGCCGCACUCCAAACGCUGCCAGCCAGGAGACAUCAGCGUCCUCGAGGCGCAGACAGGGACAGCGGGCCCGGACAAGGAGCCGCUCUCCAUUGCAGCGCCGGGCCCCAGAUUCUCCAAGCCAGCCCCGAACACGCCGUGGGAGCAGGCAGGCACCAGCCUCAAGCGCUGAGAGCUGCACCCACACAAACUCAAGACGGGGAGCACCGCGGUCCUCAAGGGUUUCCAUGGCAGCUGAAAGAACACAGUCCAGGCAGACACAGCGAGCCAGGACUCGGAGCCGCUCCCCUCUGGACCAUCGGGCUGCAGAGACCAACAGCCAGCCCCAAAGACGCCGCAGGAGCCGGUCCAGGCGGUCAGGGCCAGCCCGGGGACGAAGCCGCUCCCGGGUUCCACGUCGGGCCCGGAACAUCAACCGCCGGCCCCACUGAUGCUGCAGGAGCAGCCGUGUACCAGCUCCAAUUGUUAUGUAAAGUCACCACAAUCCAUCAAUAAAAGUGACAGUUCCAUCAUGCCACUGUCAGUUUGGUUCUUCUCUGCCUUUCCCGAGGUGGGCAGCUUUAGGGGCUGCAACCACGGGCAUCUCUUCUCCCCAGCACCCAACCCACUCCUUCCUCCCCCCAGCCCGGUUCAGGCUGAGCUGGGUUCUGGCCCCGACUCCAGCAGGCGCAACGUUUCAACGCACAACGUGGCGGAGGCCAGGCUGGCAGCUGCAGCCCCGUUCUGGGGGUGUUUCUGCCAUCGUGGGGAUGCCGCUGUGUUUGGGACACGCGGGCAGCCCCACGGCAGCUGCCGGCUGUGGGUGGGCUGGGACCCAGGCUUUCCUCCUGCAUUCGGGCAGUGCCUCAGGUCUGCUGCCACUGCUCGUAAACUGUUUGGCAUUCUGGGUUCCAGUCCAAAAUUUCUCCUCUUCCUUUCACAGCUUCCUAUUCCGUGAUCCUCCAUCAGUCCACAGUUUGGUAUCCAUAAUCUACAGCGUCCUGCCGUCCCUAGGGAAGCCUGCAUUUCCCAUGUUGACUUUGGCUCUGCUAUUUGACAUACGGCCUCCUUGCCCUCAACUCCAGGCUUUCGGAGGAGGCUCAGGGGAGGCCUCACCACUCCCUAUAACUCCCUGAAGGGAGGCUGUAGUGAGGUGGUGAUCAGCCUCUGCUCCCAGGUAACAACGAUGGGACGAGAGGGAAUGGCCUCCAGUUGCACCAGGGGAGGUCCCCGUUUUAUCUUAGGAAGAACGUCUUUGCUGAACGAGCGGUCUGGCACUGGCACAGCUGCAUGGGGAGCUGUGGGAGUCAGCAUCCAUGAAGGUGUCCCAGAACCUUCCAACCACCUCUAAGAGAAAUCCCUGCUCUUGCAGACCAGCCCUGUUCAGCAGGCAGCUCUGCAGAGUGCCAGCCAGCCGUGCCCCCAUCCCGAGCCCUGCACAGAGGUGCGGGGCCCGCUGCGUAGGCCCUGAGCCUGCA